UUUGUGUGUGCGUUGCGGUGUUAUGCAGGUGGUGCGGUGCCGUCCUUGCUGAAAAAAUGAAAAUGGUCCGCGGAUAGUUCCCCGCUACACGUGAUUAUAAAAAUUCUAUUUUAUUUUUUUAAUUAAAAACAAACUGUUCGCCGUCAAACUGGGUGCCAAAACGGUGGAAAGGUUUUUUAACUUGGCGGACGAUAGCUUCGUCGAAGAUGUCAACGACGACCUGAAAUGUUUUAUAUCAGAGAAAAAAGUUGACAGCGUGCUGGUGUUCCCUCCGGUGAGCAACUACCGUCGGUUCCUGAUCCACCGCUGCGUGGAGAGGCUCGCGCAUCCCGACCUCGCCACCUUCUCCAUCGGAGUUAGUGACGAGCGUCGCACCGUCGUCUGCUAUAAAGAUCGCAUCUUAAGUGAUGAAGCUUGCGCACUUCCAGCCAUGGUACUGACAGUGGGCAACCGCGAAGAUGCGACCCUUAACAACGAUGGCGCGGCGUCGGAGUGCACGCCUGCGCAAGCGCAGCGUCGCCAGCCUCAGGAAAAGAUCAGGUCAGGAUCAGCAAAACCGAGAAGACCGGACCGAGCUGUGUACGUACCGCGAGCGUUGCGGGGCGCUGACAAUAGCUCCUCGGACGAGGCGAAGGCCGACCCCCAAAGACGGAGCAGUCGCAGCGUGGAGCCCAAGUCCCCCAAAUCCCCCGGUGGCAGAGACAAGUCGGCGCAAGGCACGCCCAAGCGCUCCAUAGACAAGAACUUCUGUAAUGUGUACACACCACCGCAUCUCAGAAACCAGCGGUCAAACACCAGUAUAGCCAGCCCGCCGCCAUCAGAAGACAACGACUCGCCCCCGGACUGCCCUGUGCCAAAUAGUGAUAGUGCAAUAUCGUGUAGUGAUAAUAGUUAUAAUGACGUAGAAGUAGGAGAGACAUUUUAUAUUGGUGAUUAUUUUGCAAAUGGACAGCUGGGUUUCUACAAUCCUGCAUACUACGAUUACGAUAGUAGGGACCUUGAGAGUUACGCAAACGAGACCUUCACAAAUGAUCACGUGACCAUGGAGAACACGCAACAAAGGAUCAUAGAUGGAGACUACGUCUACAGCAAGGACGAGGAUGACGAACAGAAUGAGCUUAAACGAGCAUCCAAAGAGAUAAAUAGAAGCACCAAGAGAAUAAUAAAACAGAGUUUCGAUUCUGACGUCCUAGUAAUAUCUGAACCGGUAGAAGAAGAAAAAGUAAAACAGACUGAAGUUGAACCGAAAGAGAAAGUUGUAGAGAAGAAAACUAAGCCGAAAUUGGAGGCUAAAGUGUCUUUGAAACGCGACGAGAACGACUGGGAAACUGUGUACGAUGAUAGCGGAGAGUGUUUAGAUCCGUCCCUUCUAGAAGAACUGACUUCUACAGUGGGAAAAGUUCAUAUAACCAAAGCUAAGAAUAACUACGACCAGUAUCAGACGCGUGGUCAGGCGUUGUUCAACGGGCCGUAUGACGAGACGUUCGCACAUGUCGUGGAGGUGUACGACUUCCCGAGUGAAUUUAAAACGAACGAUCUUCUGUCUCUGUUUAGCGAAUACAAGGACACAGGCUUUGAAAUCAAGUGGGUUGAUGACACGCAUGCGCUUAUCGUCUUUAGCAGCGCUAAAAUUGCUGCGGAAGUGUUGUCAACGCAGCGUUCUCUAGCUAAGUGCCGGCCUCUACACGCCGCCACACUUGAAUCUAGAAACAAGGCCAAGAAAUGCGCAGAAUUCCUUCAACCGUACAGACAGCGUCCGGAGACGUGCACAGCGCUGGCGCGGCGGCUGGUGUCGGGCGCGCUGGGCGUGCGGCUCAGCACCGCAAGGCAGGAGCGCGCUGAGGAGCGCCGCCUCAUCACCAUCGCCAGAGAGAAGAAGCGUCAAGCAGCGCUGCACAAGGAGGCGGCGUGGGACGGCUCCCUCGCCAACCAAUCCCUGCACCACUCCUGAGAUGACGUGAAAUCAGUCCGGUGGUAUAACUUCCAGGUCCAGUUAGAACUUCAAUACUUGACCGUGAGCUCUCAAAUUUUAUCUUUAAAAUAUAUAUAAAUAUUUUUAUAUAAUAAAACGAAAUGCCUAGUAUAUAAGAGGCUCCCGUCCUUAUGUCUAAUGUCGUAAGGUUUAAGAUUCUAUGUAAGCGAUAUAAGAUGUUUCCUUGUGAUUUUAUUGUGCUUCCUUGACUUGGACACAUAAGUAUUAAUUUUAUGUUUAACAUUGUAAAAUGUCCUUUAAAACGAUGCGGUUAAAGUUCAUAUUGCUUUGAUAUGUUAAAUCGGAAGCUGAUUUACUCAAAUUAAAUAUUUUAAUGCCCUGAAAUAAUUAAUUCAUUUAAAAAAUAUCCAUUGGUUGUAUGGACAUUGAUCUCCAUUAAUGGAUAGGUUAUAAUCAGGUCAAAUUGAUCCACUGCUGGACGUAGGCCUAUCCCAUCGGUUCUCACAAUGGCCAGUCCUGUGCCGCCCGCAUCCAGUAUACUCCCGUAAUCUUCACCAGGUCAUACUUCAAUCGUGCGGGAGGCCACGAUGGAUGGAUAAAUGGAUAGGCUCGGAAAUGAUCGUGGGUUGCUAAGAUCACAUUUUCGAUUAAAACAUUUUUAUCGCAGUUUUGUUAAAGGUAAAGACAGGGAUGACUAUAUGUUUUAUACAGAAAUUGUAGCUUUAGAAACCCACGGUUAAACGAAUCUAUUGAUGUUACUGACAGUUCUGUAUACUAUUAGUUUGAAUUUUCACCAUUUUAAACCGCUACCGCCAGCGCCAAAAUGGCGGAAAUGAAAUCGGCACAAAAUACCGCGUUUAAUAACCUAUCCAUAUAUAGAGGUUAGUUGUAUAUAAUUUAAAUCUACUCAUAAAUAUAGUUUGGAAUUAAAAGAUAUUGUGGAAUAGCAUUAAUAUGUUAAAUCGCUAUGUGUUCAUAUAGCAUAGUAUAUACCAAAUAUAUUAGGAAACGACUUUUAAUUUAUAUUUAAUGUUUUUGUUGUGAGUUCGUGCCUUUCGUGUCUAGUCUAAUUGUUGGGAGCCUCUUAGUGUUAGAUUAGAUGAAGUCUAGUUGCCCAGGGUAUAUGUCCGCUUCGGCGAGAUGACGUCACAAUGUAUCGUCAUUCAUAAAUAUACCUUAUUUCUAUAUGCAUAAGUGUGAGAUUUGAAUAAUUAUAUACCCAAAGUGGUCAAGUUAGACACCCCGGGGUCUAUAUACGUUUACAAAUUGAAAAAGAAAUGUAGCAGAGGAUCCAAUGAAAGUAAUGAAAAAAAUUGACAGUAGACAAGAAAAAAAAUGUUUAGGAAUCUCUGUUUUAAUAUGUCAUUUAGGAACAAUAAUGUGUUUGUAUGUUUGUUUGUACUAACAAAUAAUUAAUUUAUUAUUAAUAUGUUUUAACAAUAUUGUAAAGAAACAAUUUAUUCCAUAAAUAUGGAUUAAUUUAAAUGCAUAAUAUUACAUUGGUCGCCAUUUUGAUUUAUCAUUUUGGCGCCAUUUUAGCUGUCAAAUGUGCGAUAUUUUACUUUACAUGUAUUCGUAAUUAUGUUCUAAAUCUUGUCAGUUUUUUUUUUAAAUUAUAAAUAAAGUAUUAGGUACCGAAAUAUGCAGAAAACUAUAAGAAUCUCAAAAUCAUGAUUACUUGAAUGCACUAAAGAAUUGGAAUUUUUUUAAAUUUAACUUAAUGAAAUAUUAGUAUGGAGCAAUGAUUUAACUAUUUCUUACAUAUGUAUAAUUUCCUUAAAUAAUAAUUAUUUUAUAUACUAAAAUUAUGAAUGACGAUAUCUAAAUUGCUAGGGUGUACCCAACACGCUUAUAACAAAGGUACGCGUCCAUUAUCCCACGUAAUUUAACCGCACGCACGGCACGCAACGGAUUUUAGUUUAUAUGAGUACAUAGCGUUGUAUCCAUCGUCGUACGCAUCGGAUUUAUCAAGUGAUCCGAUGCGGGUAGUGCGUGCUGUGCGUCCGGCGCGGAAGUACGCGUACCUUUAUAUGUAAACACCACAGGGUGUUUUAAAGUCACAAAGUUAUAGUCCCAUUUUGACAGUCAAAGCAAUAUAACUAAGAAAUCGGAAGGAAUACAAUGACCAAGUGCCAUUGGUUUGCAGAAAUAUCUUGACUGUGGAAAUUGGGUUAUUUAAUGUGAUUUGCUUAGAAAUGUAUUUGGACGAUUAAUAUGUUAUUUAGCUAGAAAUAUAUAUAUAUUUUUAUAAGACUGAUAUAAACACGAUUAGUGAAUCAGCCUCGAAUAAAAGUGGCGACUCGAUUUUGCGUCAAUUAACUUAUCUAUGAUUAAAAAAAAACUGAAAUAUAUGUUUUCCUUUCUUUUAUUUGUUUAAUCUUUGGAAAUUUUUCUGGUCCUUAUCGAGGCGGAUAAAUUUUAUCUGUGUCAAACAUAAGGAGAUUGUCUAUGGAUUUUAAAGAUAUAAAUGCUCAUAUAAAAUAAAUACAGAGUAAUACUCGUCCAGUACAUUUCUAGAAUUGUUAUAGAUAUGAGAUAUAAUUAUAAAUUUUUGUUUAUAAGUGUUGACUCUGAGUGGACCACGUGUUUGUCCUUUAUGUUUGCCUCUAUAGCAAUUAACAACUGCUAUAAAUACAUACAAGAGUUUAGAAAGUAAAUAUUAAAGAAAUAUAAUAAGCCCUUACAGAAAAAAUAAUAAUUGUGAAGAUCAUCGUUUUCUAUGAUGUUUAGACUGUUUUAAAUAUUUUAUAUCCAAUUUUCACUAAAUUUAAAAAAAAAAUUUGCUUUUUAACUUGUCAAAUGAAAUUGUAGUUAAUAUUUGAUUUUGCAGAAGAAAUUACCUCUAAAUUUUGUAUUAAAUUAUUUUUUGUUCUAUUUUAAGGGCUUAUAUAUUUAAAUAUUAUAAAGUCAUAGAUUUAUAUCGGGGAUCAUGAAUUUGUUACUUUUGUUUAGUAAAAUUUAAUAAUACAGUCAAACCUGGUUAAUUGAGAGUCCAAGAGACGGAUAUUUCUUUAGUUUAUAAAGGUUUCUCUUUAACCCGAGUUUCUCGUUCAUGAAGGUCGUCCGUUGGGACAAUUACUCCGCUUAUCCAGCGGUGUUAGACAAAGUGCAUUCGCUCCAAAGCGAUUCCAUAACGAACUUCGAAAGUUAUUGUCAAUUCUAUACAUGCUUGAAGUUCGUUAUGGAAUCGCUUCGGAGCGAAUGCAUUUUGUCUAAUCCUCCAGGUUCGAUUGUAAAUGUAACAAUUUUAUGGUCCCGUAUCGAGUGAGGUUUGUCGACUAUUUGUAUGAGAAAUGUUAACGAUUCAACGAGGCUUGGUCUGUACAAAGAGAUGCAAAUUAUUUUUGUAACAUCUUGAGAUUCUAUUUGGAAUAAAAAUGAAUUUGUCCGUU
Molecule: messenger RNA, 5325 nt
Organism: Papilio xuthus (Asian swallowtail)
Lineage: Eukaryota; Metazoa; Arthropoda; Insecta; Lepidoptera; Papilionidae
Exons: 9
Coding region: 431-1951 (506 amino acids)
Molecular function (GO): mRNA binding; RNA 7-methylguanosine cap binding
Source: RefSeq, a predicted model, not a curated record